AUGAAAUUAACGAUGAGUGGUAAUUCAUCGAACAUUGAAAAAUUUGAUGUAAAUCAAAAUCAAAAAGUGAAUGUCAUGUUUAUUCUGGAGUGGAAUAAUAAUAAAGUUUGGGCCAAACUAAAUUUGCCUGUUACGUUUAACGACUUUGUUUUAAAAGCUCACGAGAUAUUCCCGAUCUUGAAUAAUUUGAAUUUUUUCUUUGUCGAUUCAAACGACGCUAGACUGGAUGCGAUCCUCGUCGACUACGUUCUUGCUAGUCCCAACGGUGUGAUUUUGAAAAUUAAAUGUGCUGACACUCAAAUCCAGGAAUUAGAUGAAGCUGUUGAUUACGAAUUGCCAAUAACACCUCAUUCGUUGUCAGUGGUCGAAAUUGCUGGUACAUCUUCAAGUAAUGACAGUAUCUCUAACUUAAUUGGAGAAGAUUCUCAAAGCAUUCCUGCUAAAAAACCUAAACUAGAAUCCGAUCAACUACCUAGAGUUCUUACUAAGAAGAAAUUGGAAAAAUUAAUUCUUGAUACUCCAAAUGGCUCUGAUUUAAUAAAAGAAUACCAUAAACAAGUUGUUAGUCAUUUAAAGUGUCAUAAAGACAAAGUUCAACGAUCACUUCAUGCAUGGGAAAAAGCGGAGUGCGCUAAGGCGAUAGUUGAACUAUUUCCUAGCUCCAGAAAUAACAAAGGUGUUUUGGGAUAUGAACACUUCUUUGAUCCAAAGUCCGGGAAAGGUUUUUUGGCAACAAGUUUAUCAAAUAAAUCAAGAAAGAAAAAAUCUUCCUUAACUCCAGAGCAUCUUCUUACCACUUCUGAUAGUGGAUUAGCACUAAAAAAUACUUCUGUCAACGAGACUUCUGAUAUCAAAGCAGACAUUGACUUUAUGAAAACUGCUACACCGAAAGAAAAAAAUUUAAUUAUCGAAAAAUCUAUAAGCACAUUUAAUGUACGUAGAGAUUUAUAUCUUAAUGAAAAUUUCUUCCGGGAAUUCCCGCGCUUUCUGGAUACUCCAGAGUUGAUUGAUGUUGAGUUUAAACUCAUUUUUCCUGAAAUUGAUCUAAGUAGUUUUAAAAAUUCUUAUCCUCAGAAAAUUGAUGCUAUAUUGAAGAUUUUUAAGACGGAAAAGUUUGAUGAAACAUUACUUGAAUGGGAUCAUGACACCAACUCUAUCAUAGCAUUAACUCAGUUACUUCCACCAACAGCCAGAGGAAAGAAAGGUGCCAGUAGGGGAAAAGCAAAAGGUGUUGUUGAUAAAUUAAUAAUUUUUAAACCUAUUGGAAGUCCAAUACAAUCAGUAUAUGAGGAACCUUCACGCCAACCAAAGCUGAUUGCAGUUGGAUCAAGCAAACUUUCUGUUACUCAGUUUUUUUUAAGAAUAGACAAUCAUCACAUUUCACUUAAUUUAUCUAACAUCUUGGAAGCUAUUGACUUUUUAUUUAAAGCGUACUACGUCUUUAAUGUCGAAUUCGACCCGGACUUGCUAAAUUUUUGGAUUUUUAUCCAAAAUUUUUUGUAUGGUAUUUCGAGCAAGUGUACCAAUAAGGUUCAGGAUUUUUAUACUAAACUUGAAGCGUCUUAAAUGGAUUUUAAGA
Microplitis mediator is the source of this 1579-nucleotide messenger RNA. RefSeq lists its product as uncharacterized. The transcript is spliced from 10 exons. NCBI's taxonomy places the organism in Eukaryota, Metazoa, Arthropoda, Insecta, Hymenoptera, Braconidae. The record is from RefSeq and is a predicted model, not a curated record. Bases 1 to 1566 code for a protein of 521 amino acids.